AUGGAGCCCGCCAUCCUGGGCCGGGAGCUGCUCAAUGAGCCCCGGCGCGAGGCCUCCAGGGAGGGACCUGGGAACAUCGUAUUGCGGGUGCGUGUGAGGAAUUGCACUAAAAUGGGUGUGGUGUAUAUGGGUCUGAAGGUUGUAGAGGUGUUCGGGUUUUCCUUCGGUUUUAGCUGUACGUAUGUAUGUAAUGACCCGUACAAACAGAAGUGGGUGAGCUCCACGGCGGACUUCGUUCGGGAGCUAGACCGUAACCACAUGAUUACGGUGGGGUUGGAGGGCUUCUUCGAAGCCAGCAACAUUGCUACACCUGCUGUGCUACGAUCGCAGCCAUAUCAUUCCCUCACAUCAUCAGGCUCUGUCGCUAUUUCACGCGGCAACACGACAGCUGCUGCAGCCGCUGCAGCAGCACUGGGCACUGUGAAAAAUCCUAGCACUGUGCCUGCCGGGGAAGUUGUUACGAUCAAGGCCACCAAUGCUGUGCUGGAUAGGCCCGUGUUGUCGCUGCUGCUGCUGGCAGUGUGCUCCCAAGACCCGGCGACUUACCAGCAGAACUUAAAUAGGCGUCUUGCAACAGAUGCUGACCAGAUUGGACACGGGCCUCCGCACUGCAAAACAACCGGGCAACAUGUGCUGAACACGAUGAAAAGCAAAGACGCUCGCGGACGCCGAGAGGAUACUGGCAGUGCCACAAGAAGAGAGCUUUCCGUAGUCCGCGACAGAUAUUUUGCGACUGGUGUCACAGAUGCAUUUCCCAAGCAGAUCCCCCAACAGGUUACAUAG
This is a messenger RNA of Volvox carteri f. nagariensis, 783 nucleotides long. RefSeq lists its product as uncharacterized. The transcript is spliced from 7 exons. The coding region runs from base 1 to 783 and encodes 260 amino acids. The record is from RefSeq and is a predicted model, not a curated record. NCBI's taxonomy places the organism in Eukaryota, Viridiplantae, Chlorophyta, Chlorophyceae, Chlamydomonadales, Volvocaceae.